Molecule: messenger RNA, 1608 nt
Organism: Rubroshorea leprosula
Lineage: Eukaryota; Viridiplantae; Streptophyta; Magnoliopsida; Malvales; Dipterocarpaceae
Source: the annotation of a GenBank genome assembly
AUAGCGUGUUUUAGAAGGUGUAAAGAUAAUCAAAAUAUGAUCAGACAAUUGCGGAUCUUCAAACACCUCUCUGCCUCUCUUUGCCCUAACCCCAAAGUCUCUUGAGAUUUGUCCAAACAUGAGCGUCACCCAGUUCGCCAUGGUUGAGGAAUUGGCUUUUCUAGUUAAGGACAAUCUAUCUUCCAAGCAUCUUGUUCUCUCAACAGAAGAGGCCUUCAUUAACUUCCUGCAGGAAGACACAAGUUCUGAUGGAAUCCUAGAGUUGCAACCAAUGAACUCAUACAAUCGGCUUCUUGUGCAUCGUCUUGCAGAUAUAUUUGGAUUUGCACAUCAAUCUGUUGGUGAAGGAGAUGACCGGCAUUUGGUUUUGGAACGCUGCCCAGAGACAUCAAUACCUUCCAUCCUUGUUAGUGAUAUUUUGUGGCAGUAUGAUGAACCUGAGGUUCUGACAGCUUCCCGCCAAUUAUUGGCUAGAGAACAAGCUCAACCAGGAGAAGAAGCUCUGACAGUGUCAAAGACAACAUUACCUUCUCUUCAACUUAGUCUCAAGGAAAGGGAAGCAGCUUAUUCAGCUGCUCGUGAGCGUAUAUUUGCUGAGGGUGUGGGAGUGUUUCGUGAACCUGUCAAGCAGAAGCCACGGACUGUUCCUGUGGUGGCUCGCCGGAUGAUUGCUCAUGCGUUGGGCCAAAAAGUUAAUUCGCACAAUGAAGAUGCUACCAUUGGUGACCAUGCUGAACAUGUACAACAAUCACAGGAUAAAACCUACCCUGAUGACAAGGGAAAAGUUGCUUCCAAUUCAAGAUCUGAAGCUUAUCAAGAGACUGUUUCCUUAUCAGGCCAAAAUACAGGUGUAUAUGAUAAGACAAAGAGCAAUAAUAAUGACAGAUCCGAUGCAUCAUUAUCUAUUGAUAAGAAUGCACAGCAAGGAGAAGCAGAAAAUAAGACCAGUAAUCUCAGCAGACAUGGAAGAAAUCGAAAUGGAGUUGAAAGAGUCUAUUCAAAGGAAGAACACCUGGGUGCUGCAAAGAGAAUGUUUGCUCAUGCACUAGGUUUGCAGCCCACGAAGGAUGGCUCGCUUUCAAAAUGCAGUGAGAGAAAGAAAAUUGACAAGGCUUAAAGGCUAAGUCAGGAUUUCUACAUCUGUUACCACCUUUUGAACUUGGUUCGACAGAAGAGAAGCAUUUGUCUCCUGGACUAACUAACCAUCAGUUAAUGGGGAUAUCUUGCUAUAAAGGUCCAGAAAAAGAUACAGAUGGAAAGACUGAACCAAAUGAAGCAUGGUGAUCAAUCUCUCUUCUGCUGCUGGAUGUUCCGCAUGUGGGUCAAAUAGUUGUUUCUGCUGGAUUCAACAAAAUUGAUGGGGGAAGAUGUGUCUGCCUCUCAACAAGAGGCUGCCAAGAUGCCUAGCCUGGACGUGGUGGUGCCAUCUGAGCUGGUGUGGUAGUCUUGGUUGUGCCAUUUCUGGAUAAAAUUAAACUGGAUAUCAUGCAUUUUGUCAAUGUUGUGAGUGCAUUUUUUUCUAUUUUAUGUGACAUUUAGAUGUAUGGUAUAUUUUAAAGUUACAAAUAUGAACAGAUAAUUCACAAAGGCGUCAGGAGUCAUCUGUGC